Molecule: messenger RNA, 1169 nt
Organism: Podarcis raffonei (Aeolian wall lizard)
Lineage: Eukaryota; Metazoa; Chordata; Lepidosauria; Squamata; Lacertidae
Gene: MYL1
Product: myosin light chain 1
Exons: 7
Coding region: 137-712 (191 amino acids)
Cellular component (GO): contractile muscle fiber; myosin II complex
Molecular function (GO): calcium ion binding
Source: RefSeq, a predicted model, not a curated record
AUGGUGUUCAACACACUGGGUCUACCUCCAAGGCACCGGGCUGUAGAUCAUCCUCACCAUCUGCUGCUCCUCAUCCAGGAAUCUCUUAUAAGGGUUUUUUGGGGCACCUUUUAACUUAAAAAAGAAAGAAAAGAAAAUGGCACCAAAGAAAGACGCCAAGAAAGCAGCUGCACCUGCCGCUGCACCUGCCCCAGCACCAGCACCAGCACCAGAACCAGCAAAACCCAAAGAAGCAGCAAUUGAUCUCUCCAGCAUCAAGAUCGAGUUCUCCAAGGAACAACAGGAUGACUUUAAGGAGGCCUUCCUCCUUUUCGACAGGACUGGUGAAAGCAAGAUCACCCUAAGCCAGGUUGGAGAUGUCAUUCGUGCUUUGGGGCAGAACCCCACCAAUGCUGAGGUCAAGAAGAUCAUGGGCAACCCCAGCAAUGAGGAGAUGAAUGCCAAGAAAAUUGGGUUUGAAGAGUUCCUGCCCAUGAUGCAAGCAGCAGCCAAUAACAAGGACCAGGGCGGCUUUGAAGACUUCGUUGAAGGUCUGCGUGUCUUUGACAAAGAGGGCAAUGGGACCGUCAUGGGUGCUGAACUCCGUCACGUAUUGGCCACUCUGGGUGAGAAGAUGAAGGAAGAAGAAGUAGAGGAACUGAUGAAAGGGCAGGAAGACUCCAACGGCUGCAUCAACUACGAGGCAUUUGUGAAGCACAUCAUGUCUGUCUAAACAGAUUUCUCAAGACACGUAGUUUGAACAAGAUCAGCGGGCACUUGAGAUCUACAAAUCUAGGAAACUAUUGCUCCAUCCAGUAACACCAUCCUAGAGCCUUAAAGGAUUGUAAUAGAUGCCUUCCAAUCAUCCCCUUUUUUAAAGCCAUCAGCAUCAGACACCAAUUGAAUCUCAAAGUUUUUACACUUCACAGAAGAAGCACUUGCCAAGGCAAAUGAGGACUACAUUGCCACAGCUGUUAAGCCCAAUUAUCUUUUUUCCAUAUUGUCCACCAUGAAAACAGUGUAUGUUCUUGGCCGGGGGAAUACGAAUCUGAUAAUAAAUCUCUGUGGUCAGUGAAUGGCUGGAAAAUCUUUCUUUAAUCUGUUCAGAUCCCCAUUAAAACAAAUUUGAAGUCUUAAUUUAUUUUCUUUAUAUGUUGUAUUCCAUACAAUAAAGUUUUAUCAAAAAAAGA